Molecule: messenger RNA, 4888 nt
Organism: Myxocyprinus asiaticus (Chinese sucker)
Lineage: Eukaryota; Metazoa; Chordata; Actinopteri; Cypriniformes; Catostomidae
Gene: slc71a2b
Product: major facilitator superfamily domain containing 14Bb
Exons: 12
Coding region: 136-1539 (467 amino acids)
Biological process (GO): transmembrane transport
Cellular component (GO): membrane
Molecular function (GO): transmembrane transporter activity
Source: RefSeq, a predicted model, not a curated record
GUAGGAAGUUAAUGUUGAGGAAUGUUCAUGUUAUUAAGUGGAAGAGCCGCUGAAAUUAUUAAAAUAUCUUCAUUAAACGUGAUCAUGAUGAUUGACAGAUCGAACACAAUGUGAGCGUUUACGACGGAAAACAUCAUGCUGGUCAAAGAUAUCAAACAGCGCAGUGUUGGUCGGGCGAAGGUGACCCAUGCAGUGGUGGUGAUCUUCCUGGAGUUUUUCGCCUGGGGUCUCCUGACCACACCGAUGCUGACAGUCCUGCAUGAAACAUUUCCACAGCACACGUUUCUCAUGAACGGCCUCAUCCAGGGAGUGAAGGGUUUGUUGUCGUUCAUGAGUGCUCCUCUGAUCGGUGCCUUGUCUGAUGUUUGGGGCAGAAAGUCCUUCCUGCUGCUCACAGUGUUUUUCACCUGUGCCCCCAUCCCACUAAUGAGGAUCAGCCCAUGGUGGUUUUUUGCUCUGAUGUCAGUUUCUGGACUUUUCUCUGUUACGUUUUCUGUUAUAUUUGCAUAUGUGGCUGAUAUUACAGAAGAACAUGAGAGAAGCACAGCGUAUGGACUGGUCUCUGCAACGUUUGCGGCGAGUUUAGUGACGAGUCCGGCGAUCGGAGCGUUCCUGUCGGUCCGGUAUGGAGACAGUCUGGUGGUGCUGCUCGCAACUAUAAUCACUGUGCUGGAUAUUCUCUUUAUUCUGCUGGUCGUUCCGGAGUCACUUCCUGAUAAAAUGAGAUUAUCAUCGUGGGGUUUUCCCAUAUCCUGGGAGCAGGCCGAUCCGUUUGCUUCUUUGCGGAAGGUUGGUAAAGACUCGACGGUGCUGCUCAUCUGUGUCACAGUAUUCCUGUCGUAUCUGCCUGAAGCCGGACAGUAUUCCAGCUUUUUCCUCUAUCUGGGACAGGUCAUUAACUUUUCCUCUGAAGCGAUUGCAGGGUUUAUAGCGAUGGUUGGGAUUCUUUCCAUCGGAGCGCAGACGUUACUUUUAAGCUUUUUAAUGAAGAAAAUUGGAAAUAAAAGCACUGUAUUACUGGGUCUCGGAUUUCAGCUGUUCCAGCUGGCCUGGUACGGCUUCAGCUCAGAACCCUGGAUGAUGUGGGCAGCUGGUGCGGUCGCUGCCAUGUCCAGUAUCACCUUUCCUGCAGUGAGUGCGCUGGUGUCCCGCUGCACCGACCAUGACCAGCAGGGAGCGGUUCAGGGAAUGAUCACAGGGAUUCGUGGUCUGUGCAAUGGACUCGGUCCAGCUCUGUUUGGAUUCAUAUUCUUCCUCUUUAAUGUGGAACUGAAAGAGUUGAGUCCAGUGGACCUGAACCCCAUCUCACCCGACACUGAUGAGAAGUCAGUUAUUCCGGGUCCUCCCUUCCUGUUCGGAGCGUGCACGGUUCUGUUGGCUCUGCUGGUGGCGAUCUUCAUUCCGGCCCAUGACGCUCCCGUAGUGAAGACCUGCAGCUCGCGAGUGAUGACGGAACCAGUGAGCGGCGGCCUGGGGAACAGUUCUGUUCCUGUUAGCGAUGAAGACAACGAACCGCUGUUACAGGACACCAGCUUAUAGACGCCUGAACCCAGAACCAGACCAGAAACCGAAUCUGGGUUUGACAAGUUUUUAUUCCAGCAGUGUCUCUAAAGAAGCUUUUUAUUGAAUGACUGAACGUCUGUCUGUCUGUCUUUUUUUUUGUUUUGUUUUAUAUUAUAUUUGUUUAUUCUUUGGUCUUUGAAAGAGAAUGUGCCUUCUGCAUAUUUUGGCAUAGUUCAUGUGCUGCCAUAUAUCUGAAUGUAAACUGUAGUCAGCCAAUGUCCUUUAAUGUAAAUAUAUUCCUGAUGAACUUUAACCUCUGAGCUAAACUUGCAAUAAUUAUAAUGUCAUAGUGGCAAAGUUUUAAUAAAAUUUAAAUGAGGCUGACUACAUGCAGUUAAUUAAGAGCAUUUAUAUAUGCAGUGCACCUGUGUACAGUGCAUUUUAUUUCACAGAAGUAAAUAGCUUAAUAAAUUGCACAAAAUGUCUUUAGGUCACAUGCAGCUUUGUUAAAAUAAUUAGAAGGUUUAAUUAUUAAAGAGCAAAUAAUUUACCCUGUAACUCCUUCACAGCACCAGCCAAUCAACACAGUGCUGCUACCUCACAAAUUACCACAUUGGCUUCCUUUAGUAAUCAUCAAAUUACAUGAUUCUAUGCUGUCAGAGUCUUAAAAUCAUUCUCAGUGGAUUUUCAGAGGAUCUAAUCAAACUUUGCUCAUUUUAACUAGGCAUGCAUCGAUGUAUUGGCCACCGAUGGUUAUCAGCCAAUGCUUGACCAUCGGCAUAACGGCUACGAGCAUGAAAACGCAGAUAUGAAAAACCAGUGGUUCAUUCAUAAUUAUCAACACAAUUUGUUUAAUCUCUGUGAAUUCAAAUGCACAAUCCAGAAAUAAUGAUCUCCUAUAUAUGUUUUGUUUGUCCUGACUCAAGGGAUCAAAGAAUUUUGAUUCUAGCCCUUACAGUUGUGAAGAUAUGAGCCAGAAUGUUAAAGUGCUUAUUAUAGCGCCACCUAGGGUCGGAUAGGGGUGUGUGUAUGCGCCUGAGUAGUUGGGGGGAUUUGGGACCAUCUUGCCAAGAUUGGUGUCUCUAGGACGUACAGUUUUUGCUACCCAUACGCUUUUAGGGCAGAAAAAGAAUAAUAAUAAUAAUAAAUAGAUUAUUAUUAUAAAUUUCGAGCAAAUCGGACAAGCGGCCUAGUAAGAGUUCAAGGCCGUUUGCAGAAGGGUUGGCACUCUUUCACAACAUGUAAUAUUUAUUCUUUCUCGUUCUCACAUUAAUGAGAACAGACUGGCGUUACAGACGUGACAGUUGUGAAAGUGGCUCUUACCUAUACGUGAUGAGGUAAAACCAUCCAAAACGCUUUGACUCACUUUGACUUCUGAGACGUUGGUAUGAUAUCCAUUAAGGCUGCACGACUGACAGAGUUCAGAUUAAAAUCGCAAUAUGGUCUUGCACGAUUGUUAAACCUUAAAAGACUGCGUUUUAAAAUAUAAUCUGCAUUUCAGUGCUUCAGUCAGCGCUGUGUGAGCAAGUGGCGCCCUCUAGCGGUCUGGACGGCAUUGUCCAUUAUACUACUAUAAUACAGAAUUUAAAAGGGGGUUUUGUUCCAUUGAUAAAAAUUAUAAUUUUUCAUGAUGUGGUUGACAUUUCCAUUGCCCAACAUAUGCGUAACAUAAAUUUGUAAUGUUCUGUCAUAUCCAGUACAUACACAUACGUGUAAAAUGUGAGUUCUGUUGUUUUGAACGGCAAAAACAGAAGUGCAAAAAUACACAAAUAAAUAACCUUUUUCUCACAUCAGUCAUCAUGCUAUGAUAUUUAGUUAUUUUAUUUGUCUUUUUUUUUAAUAUAUAUAUAUAUUUUAUAUUCAAUUCAUCUCACAUUGUGGCUCUCUUCAUGUAUUCAUCAAUUGGAAUUAUUUAUUGGUAAAACAGUAAAAGCUUUUGUACCUCUUUAUAAAUGUUUUUAAAGCAUAAAUCCUGAGAAAAACAUUGAUCUGUUGACAAAAUAAGGAAAGUGGCAAAAUAUCAGUAUCGGUCUAUAGGUUUUUGUUAAAAUCGGUAUCGGCCAAAAACAUUCUCAACAGUGCAUCUCUAGUUUUAACAGCUUUAUUGUCUCAUCAUUGCUUCCCAAAAAAGCCAAGCACACUUUUAUUUACUUUUCUAUGUGAUUAAUUAUUUAAUUGAAGUGUCUUAAGUGUCUUUUUAGAAUGUUAGACACCAGGUCAAAAUCGGUUCUCAACUGGUUUUGCUUUAGGAUCCAGAUUUAUUGAGCAACACCGUACCAAUAUUUUAUUGCACAGAAGUAAACAAAAAUGUCCUUUAAAUGAAACAUUGGAAUUAUUGCUUUAUUAUUAGUUUCUAAAUGACGCUUAUAUUUCAGAUAUUUCAUAUAGAUGUAUAAUUCACCACAUAGAACAUACUGUGGCACAUAUAAUGUUUAUCCUCAUUUUUUUUAUGUUGUCUUGUUGAUGGUUUUUGAGGAUGAGUUCAUGUCACACCUGUCCAUGUGGACAUAAUUUGAUGAGCUUCUACCAAUUGACAGAUGAAUUUAGAGUUUGAUUGGACACACGACCAUUCACGUCAACAACAAAAGAUAUGGGAAGCGUUUUCUCCCUUUUUCUGCUCCCUUGGAAAAGUUGCAAAGUUAGUAAUUUAGCUAUUCUAACUAUGCAUGAUUAUUUGUUUAAUCGCAUUUUAUUAUCUGCAUUCAGCAUUGUUUUUCCCUGCUGUCUGUAACUCGAUCAGAACAGACUUGAGACACAUUUUUUGGUCAGGACCCACCAGUUGAGAAUCACUGCACUAGAGUUCAUAGUUCAUGCCUGUUGCAUGAUAUCAUAUCACAUGAGCUGCAGCAAUAACAACCAGCGUGAAGUAUGAAAGUUGAAAUCCAUGAAGUUACUGCGAUUAUUAUGCACAUGUCUUGUCUUUACAUUUGUAUUUUAAUAGCACACACACAGAGAGAGAGAGAGAGAGAGAGAGGAAACAUUUCAGUUGCCAUUUUGAGGGACCUGAUACGUGACAAUAUAAUAUAAUAAUAAUAAUAUAAGAUAUGCAUACUUGACAAUGAUUUCAAACAGGAAGUGAGUGUAGUUGAGAGUGUGUUUGCUGUAUAUGAGGUCUGAGCUAAACUCAAAACUAAACUCAAGUCAUUAUUAUGUUUUUCAAUGAACUGCACUUUGUUUUAUAGCUCGUUCCAUUCCUCAUUUCUAUGCAGACAUUGUCUUGAAUACUGAUGCUCAUUGGUUGUAGAUGCCCUCUGAAGAGAUUGAAUUGACGUAUCCAGUGACGUGAAGCGUUCAUAUGCUCAAUACUGUAACCAGAUAUUUGUUACACGUGUUUGUUGAGCAUUUAACUGAUCAAUGUUUCAAUAAACCAAUUCAUAUUCCAUGA